CCCAAGACAGACAGCUUCAUCGAUUUGCUCAAUUCAUCUCUCUCGCUUGCUCUGUAUAUAUUUACACAAACACACGCAUACACAGUGACACAGAGAGAGAGAGUCAAUAUUGUGAGGUGGUGUGGGUUUGAGGAAAGCAAAGCUAGGGUUUUGAGUGUGGUAUAAAAAGCAUUGUGUGGCAAUGGUGGAGAGGAGGAAGCCUCUGGUUCUCUCCUCCACCAAGCUCCUCAUCAACUCCGUACUCAGUUCAUCGUCGUCGUCGUCGCCGCCUCCGCCGCAACUCGCUGACCGAGUCGAAGAUGACGUGUCCGGCGGCACCUUGCAGCUACGUGCCGGAAUUCUCCGAUUCCCAAGGGAUAAAAUCGUCAUUUCCAGUCACCACUCCAAUUUGGCUUCUCUGGACGACGCCGCUUUGGUUGGACUCUCCACCUGCGCCCUCAAACGACUCUCCAUUACUUCAGCCUCACUGGUUCUUGUCAAGAAUAUCGAGACAAAUGUGCAAAGAAUCGCGCAGGUUGUUGUUUUAGACCCUCCGGGCAUGCGCGAAGCUGCACAUGGGAUUAAAUUAUCCAGUUUUGGUUGUUCCCAUACAAUGUGUGUUUUUCCUUCGGCUACUUUUGCACCAGAAGGUUGUCUACAGAUGGGUGUGGAAGUUGCCUAUUUGUCUCCUAUUUUGGCAUUUAACCUUGACUUGCAUGUAUCGUGCUUGAAUUCUCUUGUCCAUGGAGGGCAAGAAACUUUAGCGGCUUAUUUCCAAGCAAAAGUGGAUGAUGAGACGUCUGGGGAAGUGAUUGAGGGUUCUAUGAUUAGUGUAGGGUUGGAAUCAUUGGCUCGGUUGCCAAGAUAUGCUUCACAUUUGAGGGCUUCUUUUGUGAAGAUACCAGAAUGUGGUACUCUUGAGACUCUCAAAGUAAGGUCAUCUAUUGAGGCUGAAGAUCGUCAAGAUAUGAUUGACUUGGCGCUACAGAAAUACUUUGAAGCAGAUAGGUAUCUAGCAAGAGGUGAUAUUUUCAGCAUUUGCAUAAAUUGGAAUUGCAAUUCAAUUACUUGCAUUCCUUGCAACCAAAAGUCACAAAAUAGAAGUGAUAACAUCAUCUACUUCAAGGUUGUAGCUCUGGAACCAUCAGAUGAAAAAUUUCUUCGAGUAAAUAGCACCCAGACUGCCCUUGUGCUUGGGGGAAGUGUUCCUUCUGCUAUUCCCCCAGAUUUGUUGAUUGCUGGACCAAAAGGUUUUCCACCUUUGCAGGGGGAUACAGUGAAAAUUUUGGCCUCCAUUCUUGCACCCCCUCUUUGCCCGUCAGCACUUUCUUCAAAAUUCAGAGUUUCUGUUUUACUACAUGGUUUGGCAGGAUGUGGGAAGAGGACUGUGAUCAGAUAUGUUGCUCGUCGAUUGGGCCUGCAUGUAGUGGAAUAUAGCUGUCAUAAUCUGAUAGCACCCUCUGAAAGAAAAGCAUCUGUUGCUCUAGCUCAAGCUUUCAAUACAGCUCAAAGAUACUUGCCAACAAUUCUUCUUCUCCGCCAUUUUGAUGUUUUCCGAAAUUUAGGCUCUCAUGAGGGUUCACCAAAUGAUCAAGUAGGCAUCACUUCAGAAGUAGCAUCAGUUAUUCGGAAAUUCUCAGAGCCAGUCACUGAGGAUGAAGACAUUUAUUCUGAAGGGGAACCUAAUGAUGAUUCUAACAUGAAGGAUGUUGGAAAGGUAAGAAGGCACAGAGUGUUGUUAGUUGCAGCUGCUGACAGCUCUGAAGGUCUACCUCCAACCAUAAGGCGUUGCUUUAGCCAUGAAAUAAGUAUGGGUCCUUUAACUGAAGAACAAAGGGUAGAAAUGCUUACCCAGUCACUGCAAAGUGUGUCUGAGCUCCUGUCUAAUACUGGCUCAGAGGAUUUUAUAAAGGAAAUUGUGGGGCAGACAUCUGGGUUCAUGCCUAGAGAUUUAUGUGCUUUGAUUGCUGAUGCUGGUGCAAACUUAAUUCCCAGUGGCAAUGUACUGAAUGAAAAGGUUGAGCCCAAGGAACUAGAUAGUGAUUCACAUGAAGUUGCACCACAGGUCCUGGGGAAGGAAGGCAUGACCAAAGCAUUGGAACGAUCAAAGAAAAGGAAUGCGUCAGCAUUGGGCACUCCGAAGGUUCCUAAUGUGAAAUGGGAAGAUGUUGGUGGGCUUGAGGAUGUGAAGAAAUCAAUUUUGGACACUGUUCAGUUGCCUCUCUUGCAUAAGGACUUGUUUUCGUCUGGGUUGCGUAAGCGCUCUGGUGUUCUUCUUUAUGGUCCUCCUGGAACUGGAAAAACUUUAUUAGCAAAAGCUGUUGCAACCGAGUGUUCCCUAAACUUUCUCAGUGUAAAAGGACCUGAGCUGAUCAACAUGUACAUUGGAGAGUCAGAGAAGAAUGUUCGAGACAUUUUCCAGAAGGCCAGAUCAGCACGCCCAUGUGUUAUCUUCUUUGAUGAACUUGAUUCUCUUGCUCCAGCUCGGGGGGCCUCUGGGGAUUCUGGAGGAGUUAUGGACAGAGUGGUUUCUCAGAUGCUUGCAGAGAUUGAUGGCCUAAAUGAUUCAACACAGGACCUGUUUAUAAUAGGGGCAAGCAACAGACCUGAUCUAAUUGACCCAGCACUUUUACGGCCUGGUAGAUUUGAUAAGCUGCUAUACAUAGGAGUUAAUUCUGAUGCAUCUUAUAGGGAGCGGGUACUCAAAGCACUAACACGAAAGUUCAAAUUGCAUAAAGACGUUUCACUUUACUCAAUAGCAAAGAAAUGUCCCCCAAACUUCACAGGAGCAGACAUGUAUGCUUUAUGUGCAGAUGCUUGGUUCCAUGCUGCAAAACGCAAGGUUUUGAGUUCAGAUUCAGAUUCUUCUAGCACUGAUGAUCGUGCAGAGUCUGUUGUUGUUGAAUACGAUGAUUUUGUGAAGGUCCUAGAUGAGCUGUCUCCUUCCCUCUCCAUGUCUGAGCUUAAGAAGUACGACUUGCUGAGGGAUCAAUUUGAAGGAGCCUCAAAAUGAAACUUUUGGUAAAGCCAUGUAAGAGGUCUGUAUCACAUCUGUGAUCAUGGUCUGCAAGGGUUCUGUCAAUCUGCAAUAUAAGAGUUUCAUUAGAAUUUAAUGAAACACAUGCAAUAUAAAAGCAUUCAAUUUACAUCUUUUUAUCUGUAUCUCAUGUGUGGCCAUGGUCUGCAAGGGUUCUGUCAAUCUGCAAUAAUUGUAAUUUA
Messenger RNA from Quercus lobata, 3198 nucleotides. RefSeq names its product peroxisome biogenesis protein 6-like. Gene Ontology annotation, molecular function: ATP binding; ATP hydrolysis activity. The record is from RefSeq and is a predicted model, not a curated record. Gene Ontology annotation, cellular component: cytosol; peroxisomal membrane. Bases 182 to 2992 code for a protein of 936 amino acids. The transcript is spliced from 16 exons. Gene Ontology annotation, biological process: protein import into peroxisome matrix. Lineage: Eukaryota; Viridiplantae; Streptophyta; Magnoliopsida; Fagales; Fagaceae.